Molecule: messenger RNA, 794 nt
Organism: Candidula unifasciata
Lineage: Eukaryota; Metazoa; Mollusca; Gastropoda; Stylommatophora; Geomitridae
Source: the annotation of a GenBank genome assembly
ACCUGAAUGGUCAUAAAACAACUAUUUCAACAUCAUCAGACUCCAGUGAAGAUGAAGAAGAAGCGCGUAGAAUCAGAGAAGCGUUAUGUGACGAGAGCAUAUAUAAAACAAAAACAUUUGGUAUCGGAACAUUAUCUGAGCUGCAGAAAAGCAAAGAAGCCAAAACUCAUUUAUUUUCUGAAGAGACUAAAAAGCUGAAGUCGAAUAGAUUGCAUAACAAGAAUGAUAAUGAAGAAGAUGGUAUACUACAGACUACACCAGAGUUCCGUACUUUUGUUGCCAGGCAGCUUUCACAAAUGUUGGACAGUGUUUUAUCGGACACCAUACAAGAGGAUGUUUGGCAGCUUCCCCAGCCACAACAGGUGGCAAACACAGGGAUCCGACUGUUUUCUGACUCCAAGACAUUUUGUAGACUUGAUGUAAACAAUGGAGCAGAUAGACAGCAGCAGAACCCAGCAAAGACAGUCUCAGAAACAUGGAAGCAUAGAAAACAUAAGCUGAGUACCAGUUCAGACAGCUCUGAGGAUGAGAAAAUAAAAGCCUGUGUCUUUACAGUGACAGAUAUCAGGAAGGAGAAUGAGUACCUAGCAGUACUGGAGACCCAAACAACAAUAAGUGAGAAUACAAAAAUAGGGAUAAAUGGAAACAGUACAUGGGAAUCUGAUGCCAGUUUAAAACCUGCAGUAAAUCAAACCUCAUCUCAUAAUGGAAUCGGUGAUGUCUCUAUUGCUAGGAAAAAGAAAAAGAAGAAGAAGAAAAAAAAGAAGCAUGCUGAUACUAAAAACACCUCUUGA